AUGUCAGAACGACCCAUCACCUUGAUUGACCCAAUGGUCAAUGUUACUUCGAUCGAUUACUUUUUACCGUCUUAUCUCAAUGCCAUCUCGCUAGCCAACAGUCUCUUCUUUUUAACUUGUUAUUUCAUCUUUUUUUCUUGUUUUGGAAUCAUGCUAUUCAUCAUUACAAAAAAACGAAAAAUAUCACUCAAGAAAAAUCCCAAAAUUUUAUUCAUUCUUGUGGCCAUCUUUGUUUCGAUUCAAUGUGCCACUUUAUUUGUUAGAAUUGUUUUUGAUUCGUGGAGUAUGGACGCGAGAGCUCUCAAAGAAAAAGAUUCUCAACAAUUGUUCUCAAAAGGAUAUUUCUUUUCGUUGAAAGCAGUUGGAGCUUUGACUACGUUAUUGUCGACCAUUAACUAUGUUUUUGUGUUUGUCAUUUUGUUUCAUGUUCAAAUGGUGUUUUGGACAUCAGCUCAACAAUUAGGAGCUCUGUCAACCACUCUCUAUGAACGCAUUAAGAAGGUUACGAGCGCACUGUUUGGCGUUUUUGCCUUCUUCUCUUUGAUGGCAGUUUUGACAGCGACAAUCGCUCAACUAUUGAAUGACACAACCGUAAUUUCUUCAUCAACCAUGGCCAUCAUACUCUAUUCAUGUUUUGCAGUAUUAUGCAGUGCCUUUCUCUUUGACAUCAUUCUUACCUUAAUGAGUGGAUUUUUCAUUCUGAAAGGAAUUCUCAAAAAUUCAUCCUACUUCAAAUCUUUCAAACUCCUUUGCUCCUGUAAACAAAGUAAUCCCUUCCUCGUCACUUUCGGCUUAAUGAUUGGAUUAAUUUUGUGCGUGUGUGGUCAAUUAUUGGCAACUGCCUUAGUAUCGGUCGCAGGUUCGAGUCGAGGAAGUGGCCUUAAAAUUUUGUGGCAUUUUCUCAGUAGUGCUGCCGUGUUAAUCUUUGCAACGUUGAGCUUGUUGUUGUUCCAUCCCAUGUUUGUUCAGACAGAGAGGGCUCUUUCUCAAGUUCAACAUUAUAACGAUCCACCCUCAAUAUCCUCAAUUCAGGAUUCCAUGGAAAAAAAGGAAGGAACGAAUUCAACGUGCUUGUCCAUCUCACCUUCGGUAUCCUCUCCAACUCCUAUUUUGAACGAAUUACAAGUUUAA
Naegleria lovaniensis is the source of this 1131-nucleotide messenger RNA. RefSeq lists its product as uncharacterized. The transcript has 2 exons. The record is from RefSeq and is a predicted model, not a curated record. NCBI's taxonomy places the organism in Eukaryota, Heterolobosea, Eutetramitea, Acrasida, Naegleriidae. Bases 1 to 1131 code for a protein of 376 amino acids.